This is a messenger RNA of Cynara cardunculus var. scolymus (artichoke), 1296 nucleotides long. RefSeq names its product protein FAR1-RELATED SEQUENCE 5-like. The transcript is spliced from 6 exons. NCBI's taxonomy places the organism in Eukaryota, Viridiplantae, Streptophyta, Magnoliopsida, Asterales, Asteraceae. The record is from RefSeq and is a predicted model, not a curated record. Gene Ontology annotation, biological process: regulation of DNA-templated transcription. Bases 1 to 1296 code for a protein of 431 amino acids.
AUGGAUUAUAUGCCAUUCAACGAGAUUUUCAGUAAGGAUAUCGUCGAAGAAAGCAGUGUUUUCGAUUCCAUGAACGACUGUCAAGGUUUGGAUUAUGGUGGUGAAAAUGCAACCGCAGUUAAUAAUGAAACAAUUGAAGAUCAAGCUAACUAUUCAAUGAGGAAUGAAGAUGGCUGCAACGAUAAAAAAGAAACAGUAAGUGAGCAUAACGACGGAGUUUUUGUAGAUUUUGUUGAUAUUGACGUUGCAUCGUUGAGCAAUGAAGCUGAAGAUUMUCRAUCKGAUGGCAUGGGGGAAACGAACGAUGGGUCGAAAUGUUGGUUCCCAAAUGUAGACGUAGAAUAUAAGCCGAAGGUGGGUGAUGGAUUUGAGACCGUAGAAUCGGCUGAGAAAAUGUACCGGAACAAGGAAGGAAGGCCACCAAGUAAGUAUUUUGAUUCCUUAGAUGUUCUUCCAUGUGAUCGUAGGAUCCGUAAUUCAAAUGUAAAGCGUUCCGGUUGUGGAGCAUGUUUCAAGAUUCAUUUUGUUAAAGAACGGAGACAGUAUGAAGUUUACAAAUUUAUUGAACAACACAAUCACAUGCUUUUUAAUAAGGAGGAGAUGAGGUUUUCACGUUCUAAAAGGCAAYUACACUACGCUGAUCACAAAACUGUAUUUCAUGGUUCUAGUUUGAAGGUUGGUGUCACCAAAUCUCAUAGAUUUAGGAAAGCAAUUACGGGUGGUGUAGAUUGCUCGGGUGGCACCGUAAGAGAUCAUCAAAACUUCAAACGCGAUAUGGCUUAUUUUGUUGGCAAUAAAGACGCGCAAAUGUUGUUAAAUGUGAUGUCUAAUAGGAGGAAGGAGUUGUUAGCGAUUUUCUGGGUGGAUGAAACUGCGAGAUCGAAUUAUAGGGAAUUUGGUGAUACAAUAUCAUUUGAUGCAACGUUUCGGACGAAUAAGCAUGCCAUGAUAUUUGUUCCGUUUGUUGCAAUUGAUAAUCAUAAGAAAUCUGUCGUUGUUGGAGCUGCUUUGAUUCACAAUGAAUCUGUGGUUGAUUACACUUGGGUAUUGAAAGAUUUUGUAAAAGCUCAUGGACGUCAACCACGUUUUGUGAUCACUGACCAAUGUGCGUCGAUGAAACAAGCAAUUCUCAUUGCAUUUCCUAAAUCCAAGCAUCGAUUGUGUAUGUGGCAUAUCACUAAAAAGCUCAAAUCUAAGAUCAGUAAUAACCUCCAACAUCGUACGCCGUUUGUUAGUGAAUUUAAUAAGUUAGUGUGGAAUGUUCACCUUGGCCCUGAUGAAUUUGAGAUGAAAUAG